Molecule: messenger RNA, 2300 nt
Organism: Monodelphis domestica (gray short-tailed opossum)
Lineage: Eukaryota; Metazoa; Chordata; Mammalia; Didelphimorphia; Didelphidae
Product: C-C chemokine receptor type 8-like
Biological process (GO): cell chemotaxis; immune response; G protein-coupled receptor signaling pathway
Cellular component (GO): external side of plasma membrane; membrane
Molecular function (GO): C-C chemokine binding; C-C chemokine receptor activity
Source: RefSeq, a predicted model, not a curated record
GCUGAGAUGGAUUACACCCCGGAGCCAAAUGUGUCCGUGACCACAGAAGACUAUUAUCCAGAAAUACUGGCCAGCCCCUGCCACACUGCAUUCACCCAGAAAUCCAGCUCUCUGCUUCUUGCCCUGUUCUACUGCCUCCUCUUUGGCUUUGGUCUGCUGGGGAAUACCCUGGUCAUUCUGGUUCUGGUAGCCUGUAAGAAGCUGAGAAGCAUGACUGAUGUGUACCUGCUGAACCUGGCCAUCUCUGACCUGCUCUUCGUCUUCUCCUUCCCCUUCCUGACACACUACACUCUGGACCAGUGGGUCUUUGGGAACAUCAUGUGUAAGACCAUCUCAGGGAUUUAUUACAUUGGCUUCUUCAGUAGCAUCUUCUUCAUCACCAUCAUGAGCAUGGACAGGUACCUGGCCAUUGUCCAUGCAGUCUAUGCCUUGAAGGUGAGGACAACCAGGAAGGGCAUGGCUGUCAGCCUCCUGGUGUGGAUGGUGGCCACUUUAGCCUCUGUCCCUUUGCUGGUGUUUUACCAAGUAUCUUCUGAGGAGGGCACCCUCAAGUGCUACUCCUUCUAUGAUGACAGAACUAUUGAGUGGAAACUCAUCACCCACUUUGAAAUCAACAUCCUGGGUCUUGUCAUCCCUCUCAGCAUCCUUGUUUUCUGUUAUGCCAACAUCCUCAGACACUUGAAAGGAUGUCAGAACCGCCACAAGAUCAAGGCCAUCAGACUGGUCCUCGUCGUAGUGGUGGCAUUUUUCCUCUUCUGGGUUCCCUUUAAUAUGAUGCUCUUCCUGAAUUCCCUGCACAACCUGCAUAUCCUCGAUGGGUGUGACCUAAGUCAGAAACUUACCCAGGCCACCCAGAUAACUGAGGUCAUCUCCUUCACCCACUGCUGUGUCAACCCUGUCAUUUAUGCUUUUGCUGGGGAAAAGUUCAAGAACCACCUCUCGGAAAUCUUUUGGAAAUACAAAGGGUAUUUCUGGGUAUGCAAAGAAAGGUUUACCUCCAAUGAAUAUGUGGACAGAUCAUCUGUAAAUCAACCCUCCUCACGUUCUUCUAUCACAGACUACAUUUUGUGAAGCAGGUUAGUUCUGGCCCCAGAAGAAAAUGUUUGUAUGGAAUUCAGAGAUUGUAGGAAGGAUGGAGAGAGAAGAUGUUUCAUUUACAAGGAAGGCUAUAAGACAGACAUUUGAUAUGUUCUUCAGGUCUCUCCUAAUAGGAAUUAAAUAUCUCCUUCCUCUCCUUCACUGCCUAUGAAACCACUUGAAAAUUUUCUGGAUAUAAUUCCUGACUGAUGCUUCUUUUGGAGAUGGAAGAGAGAGUUAAACUAAACACUGAUGACAUAAAUUGGGGUGUACCAAGGAUUUGCAUAAGAAUCCUUAAAUUGAUGAUAGCUAACCUCUAACCACCAGCUUCAGUUCCAUCUAACCUGUGGGACAAAUACCAAGGGACAUCUCCAAUGGAAAUAGACUAGCCUGGGGUUCAGAAGAAGCUACGUCCUAGACUUGGUUUUGCUGCUAAGCAGGUGUGAGACUUUGAAUAAAUUCGCUCACCUCUGUGAACCACAACUUCCUCCCACCUCCCUGUCUUUGCACAGGCUAUGUCCCCAGUCUAGAGUGCACUCCUUUCCUACUUGCCCCUCAUGGAAUAAUUCCCAACUUCCUUUCAAGCUCACGGACAAUCUCCUACACCAGGCCUUUCUUGAUCCACCCUGCCCCUUUCCCACCAAGUUAUUAAUGUUCAAUCUUGUCCUUGACAUUACCUUGUAUAAAUCUUAUAUUUACUCAUAUGUGUAAAUAGUUUAUUCUCCAAAAGACUGUAAGCUUCAUAUAUGUGAUGGGAUGGGAAGUGGUUUCCUUUGUCUUGGCUUCCUCUAGCACUCUCUCUUACAAACAGUAGGCAUUUCUAAUAAAUAUUUAUUAAAUUAAAUUGAAUUGAGAAAUGGGUUCUUACACAGCCACCAGUAAUUGUGGCAUUAAGAAAAAGGCAAAUAAAUGAAGAAAAGCUGCCUAUCUGCAACCAGAGAGAAAGGCAUAUAAAAUCCAACUCUGGAUCCUGGGAUUGAAGACCUGGAAAGAUUGUUAUGUCACAAAACUGUGAUUUAUUUCAGAGUGGAGCUCUCUUAAGCUGGGAUUUUUUUUAAACCAGCCUGAGGGAGGAAGGAGAGGCUGGGAGUGGCUGCUUGGAGGACAGGACAGAAUGAAACCCCUGCAAGUGUUUUGUGCUGAGCUCUUAAAACAGAGAUUAAGCAUGGUAGCCUGGUCACAGCAACAAGGCCUUCACUCUACAGAACAAAGACUCCAUUGGA